Eublepharis macularius is the source of this 1584-nucleotide messenger RNA. It is a transcript of the gene UBXN11, whose product is annotated as UBX domain protein 11. Lineage: Eukaryota; Metazoa; Chordata; Lepidosauria; Squamata; Eublepharidae. The transcript is spliced from 15 exons. Gene Ontology annotation, biological process: proteasome-mediated ubiquitin-dependent protein catabolic process. The record is from RefSeq and is a predicted model, not a curated record. The coding region runs from base 81 to 1541 and encodes 486 amino acids. Gene Ontology annotation, molecular function: ubiquitin binding.
ACUGCUUGUAAACAAGAUGGCGGCGGCUGCCUCAGGCCUCCAAAUGGGAGGGAUCUAAAAAAGUGCAUUCGGGUUAAACAAUGACUUCUCCUCUCUCUUCUUUGGGAAAGAUUAGAAGAAUGCCAUUCAACAUGCAUAGCCAAGGGAAAAGGGCAGUGCCAUUCAAAGAAAGUGCCCCAAAUGGGGAUGAAGAAGCUAUGAUGGAUGAAAUCCUAGGUCCAGGAGCCCAUAUUCCAGUAAGAGUCAAUGCCCCUUCGUGUUCAAGUGGAACUGCAGCAAAACCAGCUAUACAUGAAGCUGCUCCCACAGACAUGGAGUUGAUGACCUCCAUGAUGCAGAAGAUUGCGUCGCUAGAACAGAAAGUCAAGAACCAAGCCCAUGUGAUUCAUCACAAGGACAAGAAGAUCAAGGAGCUUGAGGAGCGGAUGAAAAUCCUUCAGCAAGGCAAUGAUGACUCUUCAGGGUUGAGCAGAGUGGAAGAGCUGGAAGUGAUUUGCCUUCAGCUACAGCAUCAGAUCUGGGAAAUGGAGCGGUUUCUGAAUGACUACGGGUUGAUCUGGGUGGGAGAAGGGAACGAAUCUCCAGAAGAUGAGUCACUUGACAGAGAUGGGCAUCGAUCAUCAAGGGGUCUUUGGAAACCAGGCGACUCUGUCGUUCCAGAAUCUUCAAUCAAUUUUGAUACUAUCUUUGAAAACUUGAAAGAUUUAAAUGUGCUGGCUGGGGAGGGUGUCUCUCAAAUUGAACAUGUGGCAGGAGGUGCUCGGCUGAGGCAGCUGGACCCAGUUCCCCUCACCUUCUACCAGAACGGGAUUGUCAUGUUCAAUGGCCCUUUCCGGUCAUAUGAGGAACCUUCCACACAGCAGUGUCUGCGAGAUCUCAUGGAUGGUUAUUUCCCUUCUGAGCUGCAGAGGCGUUACCCAGAUGGUAUCCCAUUCCAGGUCACCGACAAAAGAGACGUCUUCUUUCGGGAGAGGCAGCUGCCAGAGAGUUUUCCAGGCCAGGGCCAGAUCGUUGGCCAUCCAAAACCAAGUGGGAUGAAGGAAACAACAGAGAUUCCAGGUCCCAAGCUCACUGUGGAACAGUUUAUGAACAGACUUCCAAGGUCGCUGAUCCGAGAUGGGCAAGUGAUCGAUAUUCGUGGAGAAAUCAGAGAAACCUUGCAGGGCUCUAGCGGGACACAGAAGCAUGAAGUUAUUUUGGUGGAGACGCCCAGCCUCAUGGCAAUGAAGAAGAGGUUGGAAGGGGACAGUCAAGAGAAAACACCUGACCCUCACAUCUCAACUCUUCGAAUAAAGUCUGAGAAUGGGGAGAAGACAUACAUCAUCAAAAUGCCAUUUACAGAGACCAUUGGAGACCUGCGCCAGCACCUUGCCCGAAGCAGGGGAGGAGAGCUGGAGUCAUAUGAGAUCCUCAGCAUUUUCCCCCAGAAGGUGUACAGCAACAACUCUGUGACCCUGGAGGAGUGUGGGUUGGUCCCCAACGGCGCCCUCCUUCUGCGGAGAAAGGCCCCUCCGCCAAAAUUACAAGGGCAACAGCUGUAAUGUUUCACAGUGGAUGAUUCAUCAGGCUUGGCUGCUGUUUGUU